This is a messenger RNA of Triticum turgidum subsp. durum (durum wheat), 519 nucleotides long. The record is from the annotation of a GenBank genome assembly. NCBI's taxonomy places the organism in Eukaryota, Viridiplantae, Streptophyta, Magnoliopsida, Poales, Poaceae.
AUGGACCAUCACCACCCGCCGCCGCUCCCGCAGCAGCACGGCGACCACUACCGGCCGCUGGUGCUCUCCCCGCAGCCCGACCAUGCCCACGCCCUUCAGUACCAGCAGCAGCCGCAGCAGCAGCAGCAGCAAGCGACGCCGCCGCCGCAGCAUCACCACCCCUCGCUCGCGUCCCAUUUCCACCUCCUCCACUUGGUGACAAGAUUAGGUGAUGCGAUUGCAACAGGCACAAGGGAUCAAGCUUUUGAUGCACUGGUUGAAGAAUUGACCAGUCAAUUUGCCAGGAGCCAACAGUUAUUGAACUCCAUUUCAGGAACACUAAGCUCGAAAUCUGUUCUAUUAACUUGGGAGAAAUAUUCAGUUCUCAUUAUUCUGACCAUGGUUAUCUUACUAAUGACGGUUGAAGGACAAAUGCAAAGUUUGGAAGAAACCCGUCAGCUGCUUGAUCAAAGAAAGGAUUUGAUCGCGAAAUACAAAAGCUCGGUGGAAGACCUCCUUAAGGGGGAUCCAACAAGAUAA